Messenger RNA from Fusarium coffeatum, 705 nucleotides. RefSeq lists its product as uncharacterized. The record is from RefSeq and is a predicted model, not a curated record. NCBI's taxonomy places the organism in Eukaryota, Fungi, Ascomycota, Sordariomycetes, Hypocreales, Nectriaceae. The transcript has 2 exons. The coding region runs from base 1 to 705 and encodes 234 amino acids.
AUGACAAAAGUUGACCAACCCGAGAUUGUUCUCUACGACUUGGCUUGUACCAAGAAUGUCUGCUUCUCCCCAGUCGUGUGGAAGGUCCGCCUAAUGCUCAACUACAAGAAAAUCCCAUACAAGACCGUCUUUUUGGAGCUUCCCGACAUCGAGCUGACCCUGAAAGAGCUGCAAGUCAUUUCCAACUCUACCUUUCCUACGAUCCAGCAUGUUCCUACAGGCGUUUUCAUCAUGGAUUCUUUGCGCAUCGCUGAAUUCCUAGAAUCUACUCACCCCAACCCUUCAGUGUCUUUACUUUCCGACCUGGGUCUCGAGAUAGAGUCCAAAGGUCGCAGCACCAUUGGCCCAGCAUUUGCCAUCUCAAUCGUACCUCGCGAAAACCUCAUCCUCUCACCCCGAUCCCAAGAGUACUUUCGCGCCAAGAACGAAGCCAAGUUCGGCUGUAAGCUGGAAGAUCUUCUUGAUACAGAGGAGAAGACCUGGGAAGGUGUGAGAGAGAAAAUGGAGGAGCUCAACGCAUUGAUGAUGAUGAAUGGCGGGCCAUUUAUUAUGGGGGAGAUGCCGAGUUAUACGGACUUUUUCAUUGCUGCUUCGCUCCAGUCAGCGAAGACUGUUGAUGAAGGUGCUUUUGAGAGGUGUGUUGGGUUUGCUGGGUUCAGAAGGAUUUAUGAAGCUUGUUUACCAUGGAUGGAGAAGAAGGAUUAG